Erigeron canadensis is the source of this 597-nucleotide messenger RNA. RefSeq names its product transcriptional regulator TAC1-like. The coding region runs from base 1 to 597 and encodes 198 amino acids. The record is from RefSeq and is a predicted model, not a curated record. The transcript has a single exon. NCBI's taxonomy places the organism in Eukaryota, Viridiplantae, Streptophyta, Magnoliopsida, Asterales, Asteraceae.
AUGGAAAUAAAAAAACCAGCUGAAAGUACAACAAGAGCUUCUGAUCAAGAUUUAGCAAUAUGCACCAGCAUUAAUAAUAUCGACGAUUUUGAACAAGAAAGUAGUAGGCCGUCUGCUUAUACUUGUACAUUCUGCAAACGAGGCUUCUCGAACGCACAAGCGCUGGGUGGCCACAUGAAUGUCCAUAGAAAAGAUAGGGCUGCCAGGUUACAGGAUCAAACCACAAAGGGUAGUACGGACCCUAAGGAUCAGCAUGUACGUCCUGCAGAUGAAUCAUCACAGUCCUCCUCGAGUGAUGAUGCUGGUAUUAUACCAAAGAGGCCAUGGAGCAGUUUCACAGAAGAAGAAGAAGAUAGUCCCGAGAGCCAAAGAAAAAAAGAUCACGGUGCAGCUAACUUCAAAAAACCAUCAUUGCAACUAUCUUUGCGUAUUGAACCGUCGCCUACAAAUGAAUCACGGGUCAUAUCAUCAUCUAAUAAUAAAAUCUCUACUUCUUUAUCAUCAUCGUCAGCUCCAACAGAAGUAGUGGACCUUGAGCUUCGGCUAGGAAUACAUUCUCAAUAUUCAACAUCAAUUAACCCUGUUAUACGAGACUAG